Messenger RNA from Halichondria panicea, 2254 nucleotides. Its product is annotated as muscle M-line assembly protein unc-89-like. The coding region runs from base 100 to 2088 and encodes 662 amino acids. Lineage: Eukaryota; Metazoa; Porifera; Demospongiae; Suberitida; Halichondriidae. The transcript is spliced from 6 exons. The record is from RefSeq and is a predicted model, not a curated record.
GCUGAAAUAUCAAAAUAUCAACAAAUGCAAAGUAAAGUAAUAGUGCAUGUGUGAGAGACCAAGUAGUGACUGUAGCCUAGCCUGAGCUACUGCAGCAUAAUGGAUGACCCCUCUCCAGAUUCUAGGAAGGCCCAGGUAAAGGAACUGGAGCAAAUUGUCAAGAAACUUCAACAAGAAAACGAGCAGCUGCUCAACAAGGUCUCUACAAGUAAUCUUGCUCCACAAUUGAAGCCUGUUGAGUCAGACGAGAUAGCCCUACUUGCUGACGACAACUUGGAAGAUAGCCUCUUGAAUCUCGAAGACAUAAAUCCCAGCACUCACUCUGAAGGAGAAUGGCUGUAUGUGUCUCCCAGACUGGCCCUCACUCCUGCACAGAAGAAACAAGCUCCACUGCAAUGGUUGUCCGAGGGCCAUGCUCAGAGGUUAGGAGAUCUUGAUAUCCCCUCUCUGGAUGAAGUCAGAAAAACGCUUGUGUUCAAUAUGGAGGAAGCAGAGACCAUAUCACAAACAGCACAUUCAAGGCCAAAUCAAAGCAAUAGCAAACCAAAUAAGUUCCCGAGUCGAGUGAGAGAAAGACCAUCAAAUUCCCCAAAUCAACAAAAUGGUGAUGACUUUGAGCGUUCAAGAUCUGAUGAACUAAACAUUAAAACAGAUAAUGGUGAUAAUAUAGUACCUGUGAUCAAGUGGAAGGCCAAAAUGCCCCAGGAGGAGAACGAAGAUGUUCCUGUAGUUAAAUGGAAAGCUAAAAUGCCCCAGGAAGAGAACGAAGAUGUUCCUGUCGUUAAGUGGAAAGCUAAAAUGCCCCAGGAGGAGAACGAAGAUGUUCCUGUCGUUAAGUGGAAAGCUAAAAUGCCCCAGGAGGAGAACGAAGAUGUUCCUGUCGUUAAGUGGAAAGCUAAAAUGCCCCAGGAGGAGAACGAAGAUGUUCCUGUAGUUAAGUGGAAAGCUAAAAUGCCCCAGGAAGAGAACAAAGAUGUUCCCGUCGUUAAGUGGAAAGCUAAAAUGCCCCAGGAGGAGAACGAAGAUGUUCCUGUCGUUAAGUGGAAAGCUAAAAUGCCCCAGGAGGAGAACGAAGAUGUUCCUGUAGUUAAAUGGAAAGCUGCUAAAAUGCCCCAGGAGGAGAACGAAAAUGUUCCUGUAGUUAAAUGGAAAGCUGCUAAAAUGCCCCAGGAAGAGAACGAAAAUGUUCCUGUAGUUAAAUGGAAAGCUGCUAAAAUGCCCCAGGAAGAGAACGAAAAUGUUCCUGUAGUUAAAUGGAAAGCUGCUAAAAUGCCCCAGGAAGAGAACGAAAAUGUUCCUGUCGUCAAAAGAAAAGCAAGAGUACCUCAAAAUAGUACUCAACCAAGACCUCAAGGACAAAACAGAGCACCCCCUAGAAGCACUGUGAAAAGAACUGAAGCAGCACCCACAAGUAGUGAGGUAAUACACAGCGAGGAAUCUGACUUAAAUAGAAGUAGUGAAUUUGAGAAACGAAAUCUGAAAGCUCCUUCACAAAAUGGACUCCGACAACCACAUAGUCCAUCUCAAUCCCCUGCACGUUUCCAGGGUCGUCUCGAGGCAGGCAGAGGCCUAAAGAAACCUUCAGGACAGUCCCUUCGACACCGAUCACCCUCACCCCCUACUGGAGGAAAAAGGCAACUCGCAAGACCUACAGCAUCCUCUCCCUCACGGCGCAGCUCCUCUCCUGGCAAGAGCAAACUGGGCCACCCUGGAGGCAGUCCCAACGCAGCUCGGAGACAGCUACAAGGGCCAGGAUCUCCCUCGUUGGCUAAACAUCCUACCGGUCUACCAACAGGCCCCAAGAGACAAGAUGGAGGUCAGAGAAUGUCACGUUUACAGGCCCACAACGAAGGGAAGCAGGUCGUAACCCCUCCUCAAAAUGGAGGAAUAAAAACUCCUAGUUCAUCUGGUAUUCGUGGUCUGUCACCGCUGGGCUCAGGGAAGAGGGGAUUAACUCCACCGAAAGGGACUACAGGUGUCAAACCACCAAGACGAAUAUUGCCUUCAACCCCUUCAUCAGCUCCACAAAGGUCACAGCAGCCAGGAGCUGAAAAGGAAGCUGACGGUUGGCUAGAAGGAUGUUUCUAGAUGUGUACUCUAAGUCAUAUUUUACAGGAACAGGACAAAGGCAUACAAUAAAUAUUUAUGAUUAUGUAUUAUGUCAUGUUUUAUUCACUGAAUUACAAUAAUAAUGUUUCUCCUGUUGUUCAUUAUUGCAUGUAUGUAUAUUUCAUUAUUAAUAACAAUAACGACA